This is a messenger RNA of Ilyonectria robusta, 1648 nucleotides long. RefSeq lists its product as uncharacterized. The record is from RefSeq and is a predicted model, not a curated record. Gene Ontology annotation, cellular component: COP9 signalosome. Gene Ontology annotation, biological process: protein deneddylation. Gene Ontology annotation, molecular function: protein binding; metallopeptidase activity. The coding region runs from base 176 to 1408 and encodes 410 amino acids. The transcript has 2 exons. NCBI's taxonomy places the organism in Eukaryota, Fungi, Ascomycota, Sordariomycetes, Hypocreales, Nectriaceae.
CACGCCUACCUACCAAGCCAACACCUCAGCUCCGUGCCUAGAAGUUGUCUCCAUUCAUAGCCUGCACUCACAGCUCUCACAACCCUCGAUACCUCAGCAAGACUCCCCCAUCCGGCGUCCGACAAACCUCCCAACUGCAACACCAGGGACGGGCUUCCCUUCCCUAGGCGGCAUCAUGACUGCCUCAACUCCCAACCCUCUCCUCUCCAACCAAAAGAGUUCCGAGCUCCAAGCUAUCCUCCACCCUCUCGUCCUCCUCACCAUCUCCGACUAUAUCACGAGACACACUCUCCGAGAACAGCAAGGCCCUAUAGUUGGUGCUCUGUUAGGCCAGCAGAACGGCCGCGAGAUCACCAUCGAGCAUGCAUUUGAGGCCCACAUGCGAGUUGCCCCCGAGGUCCAAGGCGGUUACCUUUUGGACCAUGACAAGUUUGGUGCACGAUUAGAGCAGAUGAUCACUGUCCACAAGGACCGUCAACUCGACUUCGUCGGCUGGUACACGCUGCUGCCUUCCUCCGGCCCGACUUCCACAAUCCUCCCGGUCCACAACCAAAUUCUCGAAACUUGGAACGAGUCCGCCGUCCUCCUCGGCUUCCAUCCCGAACAAGUCAUCGAUCACUCCGUUGGCGGCCGGCUCCCCCUGACCAUCUUCGAGAGCAACUACGAAGUCGACGACGCCAAGACCGAAAACGAUGGAGAAGAUAAGAAGAUGGAUGAUGGAGAGGCGCCUCUCAAGCUCAAGUUCAGAGAACUCCCUUACUCCGUCGAGACCGACGAAACCGAGAUGAUCAGCAUGAACUACGUUGCUGGGGCUGGCGGGAAUGCUGCUGCUGUGGCGACCAAGGAUGACAAGCCCGCCAGGUCCGUCGAGUCUAACGGCAAGGGUAAGCGGCGACUGGUGGAGAGCCGAGACGAGGAGCGAAAGGACCCAUCCCAGGACGAUGAAGUUCCUCUCACAAUCGAGGAGGACGAGAUGAUUGCUGCGCUCACCGCAAAAGCCAACGCCAUCAAGAUGCUCCAUUCCCGAAUCCGCCUCCUCACCACCUACCUGGAGCGUCUGCCCCCCUCGUACGUCAAUGGCGAAAAGACGGCAUCCGAAUCCAUGGAUACCGACUACACAACCCCGUCCCAAACUGUCCUCCGCCAGAUCCAAGCCCUUGUGAGCCGCCUCGAUCUCGUCAUCCCCUCAGACGAAGCCUCCUUUGAGAAGGAGAUGCUGCACGAGACCAACGACGUCAACCUAGUCGGCCUCCUGAACGGCAUUAUGCAGAGCGUCAACCAGGCCCGUGAUGUGGGCAAGAAGUUCAACAUCGUCGAGUCGGCUAAGGCCACCAACCGCCGUAACCAGGACUACGCCGUUGACCCAACCUCCUUCAAUCUUCGAGGCGCCGGCGACAUUCUCAUAUAAUAGCUAUGAGAGAAGCUGAGUGGCGAUCUUCCAGGUUUCCUACUGUAGGGAUCUUGUUUACUUUGUUGAUUUAGCCCGGCGUUCGGGGUUGAGGUAGAACUCCAUAUACACCAUAACAUCAUAGAACAUGUUGCAUGGCAUGGUACACAAUUCGGCAGUCUCAAAAGCCGUGUUCGCGUCACACACCCAUCUGUCUAAUUUUUUGGCCCUAAAAACAAGAAACAAAUAAAAAUAAAAACA